This is a messenger RNA of Musa acuminata AAA Group (dessert banana), 3797 nucleotides long. Its product is annotated as receptor-like protein EIX2. The coding region runs from base 10 to 2907 and encodes 965 amino acids. The record is from RefSeq and is a predicted model, not a curated record. Gene Ontology annotation, molecular function: protein binding. The transcript has a single exon. Lineage: Eukaryota; Viridiplantae; Streptophyta; Magnoliopsida; Zingiberales; Musaceae.
CCCCAUUCCAUGGCUACGGACAAUGUCUAUAUUCCCUUCUUCUUAUCGGCCUUCAUAUGGAUUCAACUGAUAACACCCAACAUCUGCGACGGAGCUCUAACCUCAGGCUGCAUCCCUGCCGAAAGAAGUGCUCUACUUGAGUUCAAACGAGGCCUGGAAGAUCCUACCAACAGGCUGUCCUCUUGGGUGAGUGAAGACUGCUGCAAAUGGGAGGGUGUGACUUGCAGCAAUCACACUGGGCAUGUCGUCAAGCUGGACCUCCACAGUCCGCAUCCUUUCUCUGACGAUACCUUAGGAGGUGAGUUGCGGCCUUCUUUGCUUGGCCUGAAGCACCUAAAGUACCUAGACCUAAGCAUGAACAAUUUUGGAGGCAUUAAAAUUCCAGAAUUCAUGGGUUCGUUCCAUCAACUCCAAUAUCUUAACCUCUCCAGAGCUGGAUUGGGUGGAGUCCUGCCUCACCAGCUGGGAAAUCUCUCCAAUCUGCAGUAUCUAGACUUAUACAAUGACUUGGAUCUCAUUUUUGUGGUUCCGGUUCGUGAAUUUAGCAUUGGUGAUGCACUCUGGAUUUCUCACCUUUCUUCUCUAAAGCAUCUCAACCUGAAGAAUGUUAAGUUUCAAAAUGGUACUCACUGGCUGGAAGCUCUGAACAUGCUUCCUUCUAUCGUGGAGAUAUACUUAUCUGGAUGUGCAAUUGGACGUGUUCCCCUCUCUCUUCCACAUGUGAACUUUACAUCACUGUCUGUUCUUGAUUUGUCUCAUAAUUUCAUUAACUCUACGAUACCCUCUUGGUUAUUCAACAUAAGCGGCCUUGAGCACCUUAAUCUCCGUGCGAACAUCCUUCAGGGUAGUAUUCCACCAGCCUUUGUUAACUUGACUUCCCUCAGGGGCCUUGCUUUAGCUAACAAUCCUCUUCAAGGAGGAAUACCCACUUCCUUCAAAAAUAUGUGCAAGCUGCAGAAAUUAGUAUUGGCAGGCAUUAAUAUCAGCAAAGAUUUGUUAGAACUUAAUGAAUCUUUUUCUGGUUGCAUCAAGAUGAGCUUAGAGCAUCUAGAGUUAUCCGGCAUGAAUAUUCGUGGGCAGCUGCCUGAAUGGUUAUUCCAACUCAGGAAGCUUAAAGCACUCUAUUUGGGGUCGAAUCUGAUUUCUGGUUCUAUUCCUGUAUCACUUGGACAACUAGCAUCACUCCAAGAGCUCUCUCUUGCUCAAAAUCAGUUGGAGGGUAUAAUGUCUGAGGCGCAUCUUGGAAACCUCACAGAAUUGAAAUACUUAUAUUUAUCGUUCAACUCCUUAACUCUGAAGGUGAAGAGAAAUUGGCUUCCUCCCUUCCAGCUUGAUUCCCUUCGGAUGGACUCUUGCAAACAGGGUCCUGAGUUCCCUGCAUGGCUCCAGUCACAAAUAAAUAUUUCAGAAAUUGAUAUAUCUAAUGCUGGUAUUAUUGACGCUAUGCCAAACUGGUUUUGGAGCGUAAUUUCCACAGCAAAGUACGUGAGUAUCUCCGACAAUCAGAUCGGUGGUCAUGUACCCAAUUUAUUGCAUUUAAACGACCUUGAGGAUUUGGAUUUAAGUUCAAACUACUUCGAAGGUCCUCUUCCAUAUUUUCCUCGUGGAUUGUCAUUUUUAGAUUUGUCAAACAACUCAUUCUCAGGAACAAUUUCACUUGGCAUCAUCAUGAAUAUGCCGGACCUCAUAGGUUUAUCAUUUUCAAAAAACAAUUUGAGUGGCACAAUUCCGUUAUCUAUAUGCCAACAGCCGUUCUUGGUGGCUCUUGAUCUUUCAAAAAAUAUGUUAUCCGGAGAGCUCCCCAAUUGCUGGAAUAAUUCUUCAAGUAUUGUAGUUAUGGAUUUUUCAAGCAACAACAUAUCUGGAGUUAUUCCUAAGUCAAUAUGUUCCAUAGCAUCACUUCAGUCGUUGCACUUGAGCAGUAAUAGUUUAUCUGGAGAGUUGCCUUUGUCCUUGAAAGAUUGUACGAAAUUAGUCCUUCUUGAUGCUGGACAUAAUGAUUUGAAAGGUGAAAUUCCAACUUGGAUCGGUGAAAGUUUAACUAGUCUGAGGUUCCUCAAUCUACGAUCAAAUAUGUUGGACGGAGAUAUUCCUCCAAAUCUUUCAAAACUAAGUGCUCUCCAAUUUCUCGACCUUGCAGAUAAUAAGUUGUCGGGAAGUAUUCCAAGGAGCUUUGGAAAUUUUACUGCCAUGAAAGUUAUUGGAAAGUUUUCAAGUUGGAUGAUAGAUGCAACAAGUUACAAGGAGCAGAUGCUAGUAACAACUAAAGGACGAACUCAAGACUAUGAUGAGUCACUUUCGCUUAUGAAUAUCUUGGACCUCUCAGACAAUAACUUAUUUGGAGGAGUACCUGAAGAACUCACAAGUCUUUCUGGCUUAUUCAGCUUAAAUUUAUCUGGAAAUCAUUUCACAGGAGAAAUCAUUGAAAAUAUCAGUAAAUUACAACAGUUGGAGUCCCUUGACUUGUCAAGGAACAACUUUUCUGGCACAAUUCCUUCUGGCCUCGCUGCCCUGACUUAUUUGGCUCACUUGAACCUCUCAUACAACAACUUGUCAGGGGAAAUUCCUCUUGGUAAUCAACUUCUGACCUUCACUGAUCCAUCGAUCUAUAUUGGCAAUCCUGGUCUUUGUGGGUUUCCUCUGAAUCAAAGUUGCAAAGCCAGUGAGACAACACAAGGUCAAAAUAAUGCAGAUGAUAGAGAUGAGAAUGAGAUGAUAUGGUUCUACACGAGCAUGGCACCAGGAUUUGUUGUUGGUUUCUGGGCAGUCUGGGGUACCUUAAUACUUAAUAAGAAUUGGAACCUUUAUUAUUUCCGAUUUAUAGACAACAUGCUUGACAAAGUAUAUGUGUUUACCGUACUGAAAGUUUCUAGGAUCAGAAAACGUUGUUGUUCCCAGCAAGGAUGAUAAAUUUGAACAUCAAUAUCUGCUGUAUGAGAGUUCAUCUCAUUAAUAUCAUAUCAUCAGCUUGAAUAAAUUUUCUUCUUCUGAAUACUUCUGGACUUGUAUACAAGUAAGUCAUGCACUCUCAAUUUUGAUCAUUUCUGUCAAGAUCUCAGUACCAUACGAAGUGUUCUAAUUCUGGGGAUUGCCAGAAAGCUUGCACCUUUUAAUUAGUUUUUCCAAAAUAGACACCCCUUUUUUAGUUGUUCAGUUUGGCAGAAAUGAAAGGAGGUUAAAACUUUUACGAAGAUAUAGAUAGAAUUUAUGGUUUUAUUUUCUUUCUUUCUUUUUCAUCCUCUAUUUUCCCAAGUUUAUGGUAUCUGCUUUCAUCAAAUGCAUUUGCAUGUCUUGUUCUUCCCAAGCAUUACGCGCCAAGACUGACACAAUUGCGAUCACAAGUUCGGCUGCAAAAGAUUUGGCCACCUUAUUCGAUUAAUUUAACUCUUAUUGAACUUAUGCACAGGUGUUUUUACCAUACGCUACUCUUGUUUAUGUAAAUCCAGUGUCAGUAUAUCUAGAAUCAGAUUUCAUUUUACAUUACUAAUUUUUUUCUAGAGAUCAAGGUUUAAAUUAUCAUUAACCCUCCCUACGGUCCACAUUGGUGAGAGCCUCUCAUGCAAAGGUAUGUCUUCUUUUAAAUCUCUUCAAAGAUUAAAUUUAUCUCACAUAAAAGAGCUUUCAUAUAUUAAUGCAGUCUGAAUUUUGAUAUAGAAUAACUUGUCAUCACUGUCAAGAUAACGCGAAUUCUGCCCUAGAAGGACAGCCUGAUUUAGAGCUGGAGUAGCUUGGAUCUGAAUUGCAUGUACACUGGAGUUGCUUGCGAUGGUUUAGUAUGUGCUCUCUAACCUUCAAAA